Molecule: messenger RNA, 597 nt
Organism: Python bivittatus (Burmese python)
Lineage: Eukaryota; Metazoa; Chordata; Lepidosauria; Squamata; Pythonidae
Source: RefSeq, a predicted model, not a curated record
CUUUGGUUUGCAUUCGUUAAUGGAUUCUCCGGACAGAUUUUAUUUGAGCGGUGGUGCAUUGGACUCUACAAUGUGAUUUUCACAGCAUUACCUCCCUUCACCUUGGGAAUCUUUGAACGAUCGUGCUCCCAAGACAACAUGCUUAGGUUUCCCCAGCUCUACAAAAUUACUCAAAAUGCUGAUGGGUUCAAUAGCAGGGUGUUCUGGGGUCAUUGCAUCAAUGCCUUGAUCCACUCCAUCAUUCUUUUUUGGCUUCCACUGAAAGCACUAGAACAUGAUGCAGUAUUUACAAGUGGCCAGGGUGUUGACUACCUGUUUGUUGGAAAUAUUGUUUAUACGUAUGUUGUGGUGACAGUCUGUUUGAAAGCUGGCUUAGAAACUACGGCAUGGACAAGAUUCAGUCACUUGGCCGUCUGGGGAAGCAUGUUCCUGUGGCUCAUCUUCUUCGGGGUCUACUCUACCAUCUGGCCCAUCAUUCCUAUUGCACCAGACAUGCUCGGGCAGGCGGGAAUGGUAUUGAGAUGCGGACACUUCUGGAUAGGUUUAUUGCUAGUGCCCACAGCGUGCCUUGUUAAAGACGUGGCAUGGAGAGCGUAA